CUAAAUAUCAUAACUCUUGUUAUCUAUCUCUGACUUUUCUACUCUUCCAACCUCAACUCAAGCUCCGAGUCCAACUACUAGGCUAUUAGCAAUAGCGCAUAGAGAGAGAAUCAAAAUUCAAAACCCGAAAUUGAUAUAAUUUAUCAACUUCAAUUGAGACAUGCAUCUAUGGCCGACAAAGAAUCUCCGAGAUUCCUUCAAGGAUUCAUACCUCAAAAGGCUCGAAUGGAACUACCAGAGAAUGAAAGCGGAAAAGAACCAACAACAAUCCUCGACGGAACAGAAACUUCUGGAAAACGAAAACCAGGAUCAUGGCAACAAUAACAACGGUGACGCACCCAACCUCCUCAAUUGCGAAGCUGGCUCGGUCUCUUCCCUGUUCCAGGAAUUGUUGUUGGUUCUCUCCUGCUGCUACUGCUGCUUUUGCUGUGGUGGAGGGGGAUCGCUGUUUUGUUUCAAUUGGGUUCAUGGACUGCUUGUGAAAAGUGUUGUUUUUUUGUGGGAAUUUUUAUCUGGGGUGGGGUAAUAGGUGUUGACAUUGAUGGUUUAACGUUUUCUAGGUCUAGUGUGGUCGUUCUUCUGGAUGAAAUGGAAUUGGUGAAUUUUGAUUAGGAUUAAACUAAGAGUCUAAGAUGCGGUUUUUUAGGUGAUUUUGGUUGUGUUUUCUAAUCAAAGUUAGAGUUUUUUAGCUUGGUAACUUAUGUUGACCUUAAAAUGCAAACCUUUAUUACGAGGGUUACUUGAAGUGGAAGUGUGGAACUUCAAUUCUUAUUUGAAAAUAGUAGUAAAGCUCCUAAGGAACUGCAUCAAAGUUUUUUUUUUUUUUCCUUUUGAUUACCUAUCAAGUUUGUUUUAGUUUUAACUUUUGAUGUUUGCUCAUGUAUGGUCAAUUGAGGAGUUUAUACACUCCUAUUAUUUGGGAAUUGGAUCAAUAAAUGUAUAGUGGUUCUAGCUAUUUGGGAA
Molecule: messenger RNA, 963 nt
Organism: Glycine soja
Lineage: Eukaryota; Viridiplantae; Streptophyta; Magnoliopsida; Fabales; Fabaceae
Exons: 2
Coding region: 161-526 (121 amino acids)
Source: RefSeq, a predicted model, not a curated record